This is a messenger RNA of Mytilinidion resinicola, 1543 nucleotides long. RefSeq lists its product as uncharacterized. The record is from RefSeq and is a predicted model, not a curated record. The transcript is spliced from 2 exons. Lineage: Eukaryota; Fungi; Ascomycota; Dothideomycetes; Mytilinidiales; Mytilinidiaceae. The coding region runs from base 323 to 1492 and encodes 389 amino acids.
UGGAAUCAACCACCGUCAGGUCUCUAUAGCGUCGUUCAUAUCAUGUUUUAUUCGAAUCAUCGAAUUAUGAUGACUGGAACCUACCGCCAUACUCCGAUCACCGAGGAGCGGAAUAUUCGGAUUCUGCAACUUCAACCCGCAUCUCAAGGCAGCCAACUCCAGUGCAAACUCCUAGAAGUCAGUCUCGACGACGCGCCGAAAUACCGCGCUCUUUCCUACGUUUGGUCCUCGGGACCCAGCGUGUCAUAUUCUCUGUGAUGGCAAGCGUCUCCAAAUCACGUCUAAUUGCGAGGGUGCUCUUCUUCGGCUUCGACAUCGGAAAAUGCCACAGCUUUGGUGGAUCGAUGCUAUUUGCAUCGAUCAAACGGUAGAAGCCCUUGAUGAACGGAGCAACCAAGUACGCAUGAUGAGCGAAAUUUAUACCACGGCCCACGAAACUGUGGCAUGGAUGGGGGAUGGAAACAGCUCCACGAAAAGUUGUAUGCGAAUUCCUGGCCUCCUUGGACCAAUAAGUAGAUCCCGUAUAUAUCAGGCUACCAAGCAAGAUUUAAUUCCUAAACUAUUAGCACUUGUUGGAUAUUCUGAAGAACUCCACACACAUGGACUACGCGCCUUGAUUAAAAACGAGUAUUUUGAACGCGUGUGGACUCUGCAGGAGCUUUGUCUAUCUCCUCGAAGUUCUGUUCAAUGUUGCACUACGAAGAUAUCUUGGAGAGCAUUCGGUAACGGCGCAUUGAGCUUACUGGAGAUGCGAACGUUGGAUCAUAUUCAUGAUGGCCGCUACUAUGAAGGCGUUUUCUUCUACCGGAUGCUUUGGGCCUGGCUACGUCAUUCUAAGGACACCGAAGUAUUGCGUUCACCAUAUAGUCUUCCUCUCGAACCACUUCUUCUUCUUCCUUUUACCGUCUCCUUGAAAGCCACAGACUCUAAGGAUAAGGUCUUCGCACUCUACGGUAUCUUCCAGAGACUAUUCAUUUCAGUCCCUCUACCUGACUACACGGAUUCUAUCUGUCGAAUCUACGCUGAGAUAGCUUUCAGCGCCAUCAUGAUGACCGAAACUCUACAAAUUCUCGAAAGUGUUGAUAGCGAGAUGCGACUAGCCGACUUGCCUUCUUGGGUCCCAGAUUGGAGUGCACACGACCCUUACAUGCGUCUCCCGCGUCUGCGCACUCGAGCAUCGAAGUGGUCCACACCCGAGGCGAGACGUUUGGAUGAUAGAAGAACACUUACAUUGCGCGGAAAAGUUGUCGGGAAUAUCAGGGAUCGAGGAGUUCCAAUGCUUAAGCACAGCGCUGAGGGUGGCGGGUCUCCAUUUACGCCAGCAUCACUUUACUGCAUCACAGUUCUGCAAGAAUGGAUUCGAUUUGCUGUUUCUCCCGACGUAUACGAUGAUGAAUUCUCUGUUCUGCGUCAUCCUUUAUUUGAGAUCCUCGAUGAAAUAAACGUUCCUAAACACCCGCACGAAAAAGCCUUAGACGAAAGAAUUAUUUAGUUCAAUUGCCUGAUGUCUCAAUCUCCUGGAGGCACGAAACAAUUAGAAGAG